AUGUCGCGAGCUGGGGUUGUUAACUUUAAAGGUAGCUGGGAUGAUUAUCCAUCACUUAUCGAGUUUCCUACCAUAAUAGCUACCACUCCAGUGCCACCCAUGAAAGGAGUAAUAAGGUUUGACAAAAAGGGGAAGCCAAUCCCGAGAUACAUUGGUCUUUACCAGACCGUCCAAAAACAAGAGAGAAAACGUGAGAGAAAGAGGCAGCCACGGCUUGAAAAGUUCAAGGCCAGGGCAGAUUCUCGUGCACAAUUCACUGCAUUAUCUACUCAGUCCCUCACUAGAAGGACAGGGCACGGGGCUGCGUUUCAUGCCCAUAGGCACAGAUACAGGUUUUUGGAGUCUGUCAGCUCAGAUAGAAGAGGCCCCAUUGUAUCAGAGCCUAUAUCUGUGUAUCUAGUGUUUCAUGUGUCCUUGUUGAGGAUUUUCAUAGGUGAUCCUAGCCCUAUUGUACCCUUGGUCAACGUUGAGGUGAAUGAGAGUCUCUCUUAUGAGGAAGUUCCAGUUGAGAUUCUAGACCAAAAAGUUAGGAAGUUGAGGAACAAAGAAGUAGCUUCAAUUAAUGUUUUGUGGAGGAAUCAAGAGUUUGAGGGUGUUACAUGGGAAGCUGAAGCCAAUAUAAUAUCGCAAUAUCCUCAUCUCUUUCCUUCCCUGCCUAGUUGGGUUUUUGCCUGCCGCUGCAUUAAGGCGUAUAAGGCUUCGGCCGAGAUGGUAAUUAAGCCUGUUUAUUGUGGACGUGAUAUACUCGUAGAUGGGACUUAUAAGGCGGUCGAGGCUGCCUCUGAUAGCUCCAUGGGUGGUGUCUCGAGGUUCAGAGCAGCUGCUGAAUUAGUUUGCAUAGUUGGCUGA
This is a messenger RNA of Solanum dulcamara, 849 nucleotides long. RefSeq lists its product as uncharacterized. The transcript has 7 exons. Bases 1 to 849 code for a protein of 282 amino acids. The record is from RefSeq and is a predicted model, not a curated record. Lineage: Eukaryota; Viridiplantae; Streptophyta; Magnoliopsida; Solanales; Solanaceae.